GUAGAGCUAAUGUUUUGAUGUGUUUGGAGUCAGAGGAAUAGAGAGUAUGCCCAUGUGAUCUGGAUUCACAUUGACCUGAGAUUCAAAUUACCUCAUCCAGUCUUAGCACUUGCCAUCGCAUUGGUGUUUGCUCCUGUGUGUCUGUGUGUGUAUGUGUGUGUAUUUGAGUUACACAGCCCAAUUUGCUACCGCACAAAGCAGCUCUGUCUCCUCCUGUUUUCCUUGGCUAACCCACCCCACAAAUCUCAGAGCCACGCAUUCCAAGUCGGGUACACAGUCAGGCGCACUUGAAAUCCUCUAUGCAGGUUGACACCGCUAUCCUGAUUCUUGAUGGAUAGGCGAAGACCAUGGCACAACUAAUGCUUUAAAACAACGUCAACAACAGAAAUGUGUAGGCGGAUACAUUAUGCCUAUCGGCGGGGUGUUAAGAUAGCCGGAUGUGUGUCCAGGAGGUGAUUUAGAAGAACCAAGCAAACAUGAAAGAGAGGAAAGGGUUUGUGGUUUUGGCAGCCGUCGCUCAAGAAUUUGGCUGCAAACGUACAGGGUUGGGGCUGGGGGGAUGGAGGAACACUGGCACGAAGAGAGCUGAGAGAAAAGCUGAAGCUUUGGGCUCUCACAAGUUCGUCCACACGGCUGCUCCUGGGGCGAGUGCAGAAGCAUGAUCUGCCUGUCAGUGUGGUUGUGGUGGGCCUGGCUGAGGGGUUCUUGUCUAACAGAAGAAACGGGUCUGGUUAUACUGGGUCAAGGCCAGCCAUGUGGAGGGGACAUAGAGGGAGUGUGUGGAGCUAAUCUCACAUGUGUGACUCUGGAGCCCUAUGAUGUGGAAGACGCUUCUGGCAUGGGAGUAUGUAGGAUGCCACUGGACACGGACUGUGUCCCCUGUGCCAGCGUGCAGUGUCCUCCCACCACACAUGGCUGCCCCGGUGGGCAUGUGACAGAGCCGUGUGGCUGCUGCCCACAGUGUGCCCGCCAGCAGGGACAGUUGUGUGGCGGCCCACACUGGAGCAGAGGCUACUGCGACCGAGACCUCACCUGCUCCCAGCUCACUGGCCUCCUGCCUACCACACCCCCACAGACUGGAGUCUGCAAAGUGCUUCCAGGGUAUCAGACUGACUACCUUGCGGACCCGUUGUGCCCGUGGGUGACAGGCUGCAAUGUGAGGGCCGGGGCCUGUGACUGCUACUCCAUCCAGACCUGCCACUUGGCUUUUUCCUAUCAAAGCCUGGAGGACUGCCUCAAGGUCAUGGAAGGAGAUGAAUACUACUGGAGUGAUGAAGAGGAGGGUGAGGAGAUGGAGGACGAGGAUGAUGAGGAUGAUGAUGAUGAGGAUGAUGAAGACUGUACGGAAUGGAGCUGUGAGGUACAGGAGGGCCUGUGUGUGUGUGGAGAGAGGAGCUGUGAUCCUCAAAGUCAUCCGCUCUCUGAAGAUGCAUGUCAGGAUCUUCUGGUGCAAGCUAACUGCAGCAAUGUCACUUGCCCUGAAGUUCCAGUUCCCUCCUGCCCGGAAGAUUCAAUAUUAACAGAGCCCUUCACUCUGCCUGGCAGCUGCUGCCCCCUAGUGCCCUCUAUGUGCACUUGCCAGUUUGAGAACUGCACAUCAACCUUUCCCACAUGCCCCCAUGGUCAGCAAAUUGAGCAGAUUGUCAAGUCAAAUGGGCUUCCUGGUUCUUGCUGUGACAUAUAUUUAUGCGCAGGUUCUGAAAAAGAACCACACGACUCAUGAGGAGCUUGCAUUAGAUUGUUUAUGACUCCUGGCAAGAAAAAAGUUAAAUUCAGAAAUGAACAUGUGUUUUUUGCUCUAUGCUAGGUCUAAGUUAAAUAGCCCAUUAAAACAUUUAAAAUGCCAUUGAGGGAAAGUUAGUGAUAAUAAAUGUAAUGAUGAUGCUACACUUUCUUCUAUCCAAGGUAUUUAUUAAAUGCAUUUUACAAUUUUUUUUUUAUCUCCCAUGUGAUUUUGACACUCAUGACAUAAACAAUUGUCAUGUUUUUUCUCUGUUUUGAAGAUUUUAAGAACAAAAUAGAUUUCACUUGUAAAUAAUGUACAACUAUGAAUAAAGUAUGUGAAUAAGUUGUGAGCUUUU
Clupea harengus (Atlantic herring) is the source of this 2081-nucleotide messenger RNA. RefSeq names its product cysteine-rich motor neuron 1 protein-like. Lineage: Eukaryota; Metazoa; Chordata; Actinopteri; Clupeiformes; Clupeidae. Gene Ontology annotation, cellular component: extracellular region. The record is from RefSeq and is a predicted model, not a curated record.